Molecule: messenger RNA, 3046 nt
Organism: Cuculus canorus (common cuckoo)
Lineage: Eukaryota; Metazoa; Chordata; Aves; Cuculiformes; Cuculidae
Gene: UTP6
Product: UTP6 small subunit processome component
Exons: 19
Coding region: 26-1819 (597 amino acids)
Biological process (GO): maturation of SSU-rRNA from tricistronic rRNA transcript (SSU-rRNA, 5.8S rRNA, LSU-rRNA)
Cellular component (GO): Pwp2p-containing subcomplex of 90S preribosome; small-subunit processome
Molecular function (GO): protein binding; snoRNA binding
Source: RefSeq, a predicted model, not a curated record
CGGAGCCGCCUCAGCUGCCGGCGCCAUGGCGGAGCGCACGGAGCAGCGCCUGGAGGACCGCGUGCCGGAGCUGCAGCAGCUCGAGCGGGUCGGGCUCUUCACGCACAAGGAGAUCAAGGCUGUCCUGAGGAAAGCCUCAGCUCUGGAAUAUAAAAUACAGCGGAGAGCGUUGCGCAAGGAGGACUUCAUCACUUAUAUCCAGUAUGAAAUUAAUCUGCUGGAACUGAUCAAGAAAAGAAGAGCACGUAUUGGUUAUUCAUUUAAGAAGGAUGAAAUUGAGCACUCUAUUCUGCAGAGAGUCCACAGCCUCUUCAACCGUGCUACAGGAAAAUGGAAGGACGAUGUCCAGCUUUGGCUUUCACAUGUUGCAUUUUGCAAGCAGUGGAAUUCAAAGCAUCAGCUUAGUAAGGUGUUCUCUUCCAUGUUGGCCAUUCAUCCCAAUAAACCAGAACUGUGGAUUAUGGCAGCAAAAUGGGAAAUGGAGACACAACUCUCAUCAGAAAGUGCUCGGCGCUUGUUCCUUCGUGCUUUGCGCUUCCAUCCAGAGUGCCCGAAACUUUACCAAGAAUAUUUCAGGAUGGAGCUGAUGCAUGCUGAAAAACAGAGGAAGGAAAAGAAAGCAUUCGAACAAGCAAAGAUGGACUUGGGGGAGUUCAGUUAUUCUGAAGAGAUUCUCAAUGGGGAAAUGGCUCGCAUAAUCUACAGGGAUGCUGCUCAGAAAAUUAAAGGUGUUCCGUUCCAUCUGUCUGUGCUUUCUAUCGCAAAGCUCUUUGAUUUUACCCAAGAUUUGCAAAAAGAAAUUCUUGAAAGUUUGCAGGCCCAGUACGCUGAUGAUCCUCUUACCUGGGACUACAUGGCCCGUCGUGAGCUGGAGCUGGGGUCCCUGCAGUCCACAGGACACACCACAAAGCAGAUGAAAGUAUCUGAAAUGACCCAAAGAGAGGAACGAUGCUCUGCGGUCUUUGAAGAGGCUGUGAGAGCAGUCCCAACAGAGGACAUGUGGAAAUGCUACAUCACUUUUUGCUUAGAGAGAUACAACAGGAAAACCAACAGUGAAGAAUUAAAGCAAAAGAGACUGGAGAGGACACUGAGUGUAUUCAACAAAGCCUAUGAGUCCAAUUUGCUCCUUGAAGCUUUCUAUAAACAAUGGCUUCAGCUCUUACUGGAGUGCAGCCUCUUUGAAAAGGCUGUGGAGGUGGCGGAAGCCGUGACGAAGCGCUUCACCCAGUCCGUGGAAACGUGGCAGAUGAGGCUGCAGGUGCUGAUCCAGCUGAAGAGAGAUGAUGUCACCCAAUGUUUUGAAGAAGCCGUUAAACACGUGAAAUCUAAGGGCACUUUACCAUUAUGGAUCCUCUGGGUGGAGUGGAGUGAAGGCACAAACAGUAAGGAAGACACAGACGCUCUCUACCAGAGAUCCUUACGUGCCACAACUCCUGCAGAAUCAGUGACUAUGAAAGAAAAGUAUCUUGACUGGACUUACAGAAAUGGUGGUUAUAAGAAAGUUAAAAGAGUCUUUACCAGCCUGUGUGAAAAUCGUCCACUUUCAGUUGACUUCUUCAGGAAGAUGAUCCAAAUAGAAAGGGAACAAGAAUCCUGCAAAAUGCUUCAUUUGAGAGAAUACUAUGAACGUGCCUUGAGAGAGUUUGGUUCAACAGGUUCUGAUCUCUGGCUGGAAUAUAUCAAAGAGGAGCUAAGUCAUCCCCAGGGCAAACCAGAAAACUGUGGGAGCAUUCACUGGCGAGCCAUGAAGAUGUUGCAGGGAGACUUGGUGGAAGACUUCAUUUCCAAAUACACUUUAUUGCAAACUGGACAUUUAUGAGAAGCUAUAAAUAGUUACAAAACACCAAUGUGGAUAUUUUUUUUUAACUUCUUUGUACAAAAGUAAAAGUGUGUCUCGACCAUAUUUAUGUGUAUCUUCUUUACGUCCUUGCAAAUGUGCAAAAAAACCAUCUUUCCUAUUGCAGUUCUAGUUCUGUCAGGGGCAAGUUCAAGUCACAGUCGGAGGAGAAAGCAAAGGCAUCUCUGAGGCUGUUCAGUGAGACUUCUGAGAGCAAACCUUCUUCCUGCUUAAACAUUGAGAUGGAAUAGUCAGAAUGCAUCGGCUUUUACACUCUGAAAAGCUAAUAUGACAACACAUAAAUGCAAAAAAAACCCUUAGAGAGUACACCUGUGGGGGAUCUUCAUAUCUUACUGAGUUGAAUAACGAAAAGUGAAACGCUGGAGAAACCAUCUGUAUAAUGUUGGUACUUAUUUACUGUUUCCCAGCCUUGAAGUCAUCUCUAAUACUUUUUUCAAAACCAAACCCAACCUCUUCAAACACCUUUUCUUGGUGCAUCUUAAGCUGUGAUCCUGAGUGACUAUGAAAUGUAGGGGUGAGCUGAGAUCUGUUACAGAUGUCCCUGAUGUGACAGUAGAAAGUUCUGAUCUAUGUUUCAGCUUCCUGACCACAGUGCCUGAAAAAUGGGUGACAGUCCUCGGCUGUUUUGCAGAGCCACAUUUUCCCAUGUCAGUCCCAUGGAAUCUGCAUAACUGCUGUCCUCAGAGCAAUCGAGGAUGCCUAGGAAAGUACAGCAAGACACAGCAAUAGCUCCUUUGUUUGAUUUCCCAGUGACUGACUGGUGACAUAAUGACAGUACAGAGAAAUAUUUUCCUCACACAAGUAGAAACUGCAGCUCCUCUCUGCAACACAUUCCAGUAACUUGACUAGCUAGAAGGAAGGUUUGGAUUGCUACUUCUGUGAUAGCUGAAGUACGCCCUACUUUGUCUUUCCCAAGCUUUUAGUGAGGCCAUCUUCCAUCUCCUGCUAUUUCUUGGCUGGCUGGUGUCUGGCAUUGUGCCUUCCUGACAGUAAUCUCUCCUGUCCUGUCCUGUCUGCCCUUUAUUAUGUUAUUCCCUGCCCUGAAUCACUUGUCUGUCUUCUUCAGUUGACAAUCAAAAAGCUUUUAAGUGCAAAGUACAGGGUUUGGGUGUUUUUCUUCUGGUGGUGGUUGUUUUUUUUAUUAAGUUCAGCAAAGCUGAGAGCUCCACCAUUUCAGAAAGUGAGCCU